Molecule: messenger RNA, 3383 nt
Organism: Lytechinus pictus (painted urchin)
Lineage: Eukaryota; Metazoa; Echinodermata; Echinoidea; Temnopleuroida; Toxopneustidae
Product: methenyltetrahydrofolate synthase domain-containing protein-like
Exons: 6
Coding region: 526-1683 (385 amino acids)
Cellular component (GO): cytoplasm
Source: RefSeq, a predicted model, not a curated record
GUAGUUCCGAAGCCCGUUCCGAGGACCCUCCUUUUUACUAUGAGCCCGCUCCAAGGCCCCCGUUUUUUGUCUCGCCCGCGGCACACCCCUACUACUUUUUUGGUCGAGUGCCCCCCCCGGGUCUCUCCCUUAUCCCGUUAGUGGAGAGAUCAGUGGGAAUUCCCCUAGUCGAUCCGAUCCCAGGCCAAGCCUAGCUAGCCUAGCCCAGAGUUUCAUGAUUUGUUUGGCGACGUCACGUCAAAAUAUUGCGUAAUGAUCACAGCUAGCUGACUGACGUGGUCUUGGACUUGGAUGAUCAUGAUUGAUGGGAUAAUGAUGAGCGACAUUCCGGAUUGAUUCGACGGCUUCAGCCUAGCCCAGACUAAACCCCCUCUGUGCUAAAACUAUGAGUAUGUGGGCCAAAUUAAGGUGAUGUACUGCCUUAGGCCUAUCCAUCUCUGAAUCUACCCCAUCCUGCCAUCAAGGUCAUGCUCAAGGUCAUGUUGAAGGGCAAUUUGAAGGUCAUAGUCAGCAAAUAAAGAAGUCAUGGCAUCACACAGCAGCAAAGAGAGCAUACGAAGAAUGAUUUGGGAUUAUCUUGAAGAGAACGACCUAGCCGAGUUUCCACGGCCGGUACAUCACAGGAUACCAAACUUCAAGGGAGCAGCUGAAGCCUGCAAUAGACUGGGUAGAAUGGAGAUCUUUCAGAAAGCUAAGACGAUAAAAGUAAAUCCAGACAAGCCGCAACAACAAGCAAGAUUCCUUGCUUUAGAGGCACAUAAAACGCUGUUAGUCCCUACUCCUCGGCUCCGGACCGGUCUGUUCAAUAGGAUUACCCCUCCAGCUGGGGCUAACAAGAAGAUGCUUAGAACCUGUUCAUCUUCACAGGGUGUAAGGCAAUACAGUGCACCAGUAGGCCUGGAUGCAGAGGUCAAGGUUGACCUGGUCAUCAUCGGGUCAGUCGCUGUCUCUCCUAAAGGUUACAGAAUCGGGAAGGGUGAAGGAUAUGCAGACAUGGAGUUUGCCAUGAUGUCAUCAAUGGGUGCGGUCAACAAGGAUACAGUUGUCAUAACGACGGUCCAUGACUGCCAAGUUCAAGAUGACCUCCCUGAUCAUUUAUUCGGAGACCAUGAUCUGGGCGUCGAUCUCAUCAUGACGCCGACGAGGACCAUUGAGUGCGAGAAUAAACGUGCGAGGCCAAAAGGUAUCGUCUGGGAACUGCUGACGAGGGAGAAAUUUUCGCAGAUUCCGGUGUUGAAGGUUCUUAGGAGACAGGAAGCAGAGAUGGGCAUUGAUGUCAGGCUGAAGGAAGAAAGAUCUGAAGGUGGUGUUGAAUGUCACACAGCAAAGGAGCGUAUAGACAGAAGAGUAGAGGAGAGUGGUAGAUUUGUAGACUCAUCCACAGCCGCUACUGCAAAAAAUUAUAGCAAUGAUGAAGCGUCACUGUUAAGAAUGCAUGGCAAAAUGCCUGGUGUGGAGUCUAGUUUCAAAGAAAAAAGAUAUACAUCAGACAGAAUGGACGCAAGAGUUUCUCAAGGAUUGGGGGAUAAGAAGAGUGGAGACAAUGAUAAAAAUGGGACAGAUGAAAGGUCAAAAGGAUAUGAAAUGAAGGGUCAAAGUGCAAAUAAUAGUAAAAGGUCAAAAGGUCAUAAGCCAAACUCUGGAAGAAGAAAAGAUCUAGCUGGUAUGUUUGCGUGGAACUAAUCCUUUUCGGUUGUUUUUCUUCUAGUUUCACUGAUUAUAUGUGCAAAAGUGAGCCACCAGCAUUACAUUGGUGAUACUGAACAAAUAAUUAAUUUGCAAAUUACCCCUCUGAUGGAUAUAAAUAAAUAAUAAAAUAAUAUAGGAUUUGUAUAGCACACGUAUCCACCUUACUAGGUGCUCAAGGCGCUCCUAUAUUACCCCGGCUAAGCUAGUCUACCGAUUCUGGUGCGCACAGCUUUUUGAGGAAUUACUUCCUGUCAGUACCCAUUUACCUCACCUGGGUCGAGUGCUGAAGGAAAACACGCCAUGGCUAGGAUUCGAACCCACGACCCUCUGUUUGAAAGGCGAGAGUCAGAACCACUUGACCAUGACGCACCCUAAUAUCUAAGCAACUGAACUGAACUGGACUAUUUUGUGAAUGCCUUAUAGUGGUGCAUUCAGCCACUUCUGUAAAGCCUUCAGUUUCAUGUUUCACAUGAUGGCAUAUUAGUUCAAAUAAUAAUAAUAAUAAUCCGCUUUUAUAUAGCGCUUAAUACAUCGGAACAACAUGUCUAAGCGCUUGUUCAAAGGCCAUAAAAGUCAUAUUUCUUUGAUUCAUCAAAUCCAUUAUUGAUUAUUGUAUGUUUUUAUUAUUCUUGCAUCAUGGUUGAAACACAUGUAGUUUAACAAACAAUGCUACUUCUUCUUCUUCUUCGACUACAGCAGAGGAAGAAGAAGGAGAAGUAGCAUUGUUUGUAAAACUUGAAAGAUUUUGAUCUGUAAUUGAAUUAGGAGUGAAUAUUUUUUCCUUAAUGAUGAGUAUUUUGGCUGCCAUUUCUCUCUCAAUGGACUCAGUGGAGCAUGAAAAAACAUCUCCACCCCCCCCAAAAAAAAAAUGUGCAAAUCAGUUCAUUGAUGUGGCCAAAUGUCACCUGCUUAGGUUCAUUAAAGGGGAAGUUCACCCUGAUAAAAAAAAAUUGUAAAAAUAGCAGAAAAAAUAAUAAAAUGUAUUUGUGAAGGUUUGAGGAAAAUCCAUUGAAGAUUAAGAAAUUUCAAGUUUUUGAUUUGUGAGGCCAUAAACGAGCAACUGCCUUAUAAGUUAUGUGAUAUAAAGUGCAUUAUUUUCAUUUUUUAAUGGUUCGUGAUGACUUAUUUUUUCUUUAGGAGAAGGUGUGAAAUCAUUUGUGUAUUGAUAUACUGAAGGUACUAUAAAAUCUUUUCAUAUUUUCUGAGAAAAUGACAUUUCACUGAUUUUUUUACCAUCUGAUAUGUAGGAAAGCUUCUUGCACAUGACGUCACAACUCACAAAUCAAAGAAUUAAAAUUCUAUUAACUUUUUUAUUCUUUGAUGGAUUUUCCUCAAACCCUCGCCAAUAUUUUUUCUUCUAUUUUUACAAUAAACUUUUUUCAGGGUGAACUUCCCCUUUAAAUCAUUGGAAAUUAGCCUGGUUCCAAACAGAUACGAACCAGCCUAAUUUACACUGAUUUCGAUAAGGUCUAUUUGAUAUUUCAUCUGGCCAUACAUUGAACCACCAUAAACUAAUUCGUGAAUGUGAAAUUUGAUGUGUGGAGGUUUUUUCAUAUCAAGCAUUUUGAUAUCAUAAAUUAUGGUCUUAAAAUUGCCAAGUACCCCUCCCCUCCCCCAAUUAUAAUUAUUAUGACAUUUCAGUAUUCAAUAUCUUUAUAUGUAUUAAAAAUAUAUUAUGAUGAUAUAUUCCCACC